AUGCAGAAGAAAUACAUGAAGAAAGAACGAGAAGAUGCCCCAAAACCCUCACCGGGGGAUUUAAGUUUUGACUCGUACACCCUUUACUUCAAGGGUUUGAGAAAGUGGCAGAGAGAAACCGGGUUUGGGACCGGAUUUGGGGUUGCAAUUUGCAGAGAAGACGAUCGUGAUAAUCUCUUGUUUCAGAUGAAGGGGCCACUUGAUGAGACCGUCCUUUCAAUUUGGGAGGCUGACAUUAUGGCCUUGAAGAUAGGACUAACCAAAGCCCUAAAUUUGGGGAUCAAUCAUAUCUCAAUCUGCUUUGAUGAUCCUGAGCUUUUCGAAUUUGCCAUGGGGAGGAGAUCCGCGCCUAAGAAUGAGAAAAUCGCCUCGUUGAUGGAUGAUGUGCAACGUAUCAGACAAGGAUUUGUAACGAGCAUCCCUCUUCUUGUGACUGAUAGUCAAACUAAAUUUGUGUGUGAUCUCGCAAUGGAAACAAUAGUUUCUGACGUGAGCGUACCUACUACGCCCCGUGCUGCUGGAGCUGAGAAGAUGUUUUGUGUUGAUUCGUGCCUUCAUAAGUUCUUUGUGGAGUACAUGAAACAACAUAUAGAACUGAGGCUAAACCAGGGACGUGUACCAAGAUGUCCUCAUGUUGGCUGCACAUCAAGCCUGGAUCUUAGAAGCUGUGCUCAUCUUUUGACACCUAAACUCAAAGUGCUGUGGGAACAAAGGUUUAAAGAGGAAUCGGUUCCUGUAUGUGACAGAUUCCAUUGCCCAAAUCCAACCUGCUGGGCUUUGAUGUCCAAGACCGAGCUCACUGAAUCUAGUGAAGAUGGAGUAAGGAGAAGCUGCUAUGAAUGCCGUAAACCCUUUUGCAUUAACUGCAAAGUUCUGUGGCAUAGUAACUUGUCGUGCGAUGAGUACAAAAAAAGGUCGUUGGGUCGAAAGUCUAGUACAACAAUGUGGCGUCAAUGUAGAAGUUGCCAACAUAUGAACAAACUAUCGCAAGAACGCAUCGUUGUAACUUGCAGGUGUGGCUAUAGGUUUUGCUACAAAUGUGGAUCUGAAUGGAAGUCUGGAGGUUGCUCUCAUCGUAUCCUAUUGCUGAGGGAUAUGUUGGUUGCUGGUGAAGAGUUCGAUCUUGAUCGACCUACUGAUAGAUUUGUGUGUAUUUCUCAAGCUAUUGAGGAUAUUCAACAGGGCAAGAUGGUAAUUGUUGUAGAUGAUGAGGACAGAAAAACGAUUGAGAUUUGA
This is a messenger RNA of Camelina sativa (false flax), 1236 nucleotides long. Its product is annotated as E3 ubiquitin-protein ligase RSL1-like. The record is from RefSeq and is a predicted model, not a curated record. Gene Ontology annotation, biological process: protein ubiquitination. Lineage: Eukaryota; Viridiplantae; Streptophyta; Magnoliopsida; Brassicales; Brassicaceae. Gene Ontology annotation, molecular function: ubiquitin-protein transferase activity; RNA-DNA hybrid ribonuclease activity; zinc ion binding.